Messenger RNA from Thermochaetoides thermophila DSM 1495, 432 nucleotides. RefSeq lists its product as uncharacterized. The record is from RefSeq and is a predicted model, not a curated record. The coding region runs from base 1 to 432 and encodes 143 amino acids. The transcript has a single exon. NCBI's taxonomy places the organism in Eukaryota, Fungi, Ascomycota, Sordariomycetes, Sordariales, Chaetomiaceae.
AUGUCGUUCGAUUGGGACAACCAGUACUGCCUCGGCUGCGACCGGAUGACUGACGGGGCUGCUUACUGCUCUGAAAAGUGCCGCUUGGCUGACUAUGACAAGUCGUCACCGUCGACCCCAAGCUCGAGUGCCAGCUCCCCAGCGCCGAGCAGUCCUGCCUUCAACUGGACCUUCUCCAGUCCGUCAUCGACGAGCAACAAGCUCUACCUGUCUCCUGCCUACGACUUCCAGCCCAGCACCUCUCGGAGGGGUUCCACGGGGUACCCGACCCUCUCGCCAUCGGCGUCACACUCUAGCCUCUGCUCUAUUCGCAGCAGUUCUUCCGCCGGACUCGACGCUCAGCAACAGCUGUCUGAAAACGCGGCUCGGGAGCUUCGGGCCUACGCCCAUUCCUUCGAAUCCGUUCGGCUUCAGCGUCGGAGGUCGUACUAG